AUGUCCACGCCUUUCAAAGUCAAGGCGCUCUUUGAGUACAAGUCCGAUUACGAUGACGAUUUAACGUUUGCUCCGGGCCAGAUAAUAACUGUCACCGAGAUCGAGGAUGAAGAAUGGUACUCGGGAACAUAUGACGGCAAACUGGGAAUGUUCCCUAAGAAUUUUGUUGAGAUAAUCAAGGAAGAGGAGCCACCUGUGAAGGUUCCGGCACUGCGUCCCACUCCACUGGUUGCUAAAUCCCAAGAACCUGCUGCCAUUCCUGCCACUACAGCCCCUGCUUCAAUUGUUCCAGAAGAUUCAGAGCCCACUGAGGAGUCUGGGUUGAAAUCAGACCCUGUACCUUCUCAAUCCGGUGCGUCGGAGCAUAAGCCUGAGUCGCUCGAGACAAGCAAAGUCGACAAACCAACAGCUACCGCAUCUACGCCAAAAGUGCCAAUUCCAGGCUUGGUGAUGCCAGGAAAGGCUCCUCUGCAGCGAGACGAUCCGUAUGCGGUCAAGAAGCAGUUCUUUGGCGCCGGUAAGUCGUCGUAUGUUCCCCAAAUCAAGCCUAGAGACCAAUCGAAUAUCAUCUCACAUGCAUACCAUGACGUGGCGAAGAAUACCGAAAUUGUUCGUGAACACGACAAUGAGAACGAGGAUGAGGUUCCUGAGGAGCCGAAGAUGAGUUUGAAGGAGAGAAUUGCCAUGCUUCAAAAGAGGCAACAGGAAGAGGCUGAGCGUGAGGCUGCUGCUCUCAAGAGAAGAGAGGAGCGUAAAAAGGAGAAGCAGGUGCAGAAGAAUUCCACCGGAGGCUCAGUCCACACUGUAGGAUCUGAAGACGAUCCAGUUGAAGCUGAAGAAUUAUCACCGGACAUUCAGCAGACUAUCCCGGAAGGUUCAGAAUCUGCCCCUGUUCAGAAUUUCGACAAUGAGAAUGAAGAUGACGAAGAAGUCCAAGAAGAGGACAAAGGUGUUGUAAAGGAUACACAUGGGGCCGAAGUUGAAGAGGACUCCGAUAAUGACCAGGAAGUCGAAGACGAGGAAGCCGAGGAAGACGACGAAGACCUCAAGAGGCGUAAGUUGGUGGAGAGAAUGGCCAAGAUUUCUGGUGGAAGAAACAUGUUCGGUAUGAUGGGUAUGCCCACGCCAUUUGGUGGCCCUGCCGCUGCACCAACCAAGAAGAAGACCACCACUACCAAACCCAAGGUUGUUAAAGAAGAAACAACAAGUUCUGUUCCAGCUGCAAUUCCAAUUCCAGGAAUGUCUGUGGGGUCGGAAGUUCCUGAAAUCUUGAAGGAAUCACAAGACAAAGAGAUAGCUGGUCCAGAAGCAUUUCAACCAGAAACAUCUGAAAUCGCGCCUCAGAUUAGAGAGGGAGGAAAAGAAGAAGUGAUAAAUGAGUCAGAUUUACCAGACGAAGAUAACGUUGUCCUGGACCACUCUGGGAAGAACUUUGAAGAAGUUGAACAACAGUCGCGCUCACCUCCAUUGAAGCUGUCCGAAAGUGAGGCUGAGGAACAGCAGGAUAUCGACUUGGCUAUUUCGAAGAUCGGUAAUGAACCAGAAGUUACUGCUUACGACGCAGAUGAAGAUGUUUCUGACCGUGGUGCAGCACCUGAUCUCGAGAUUGAAACCAUCACCGAGAAGCAUACACAGACAAUUCCAGCCCUUCCUACCCGUUCUCCGACUUCGACCAAAGCACCACCUCCACCUCCACACACUCAACCUCCUUCGGUAACACUACCUGCACCAGGAGCUUCACCAGCUGUUCCCCUGGAAACUGGAGCCAGUUCGUUUCCUCCAGUGGGUAUACCACCUAUUCCAACCAGAAUGGAAGAGUCGGCAGUUGCUGCUUCCCCUACUGAUCAAGCUCCACCAAUUCCUCUGAAGGUUCCGGAUAUGCCACCAAUUCCACAAACAGAGCCCCCAGCUGUCACGAGUAUGCCUCCACCUCCAGCUGUCACGAGCAUGCCACCACCUCCUGCGGUAUCAAGCAUGCCUCCUCCACCCCCUGUUCCAACGCAGGCACCUGCCACACCAUCGGGUGUAGAGGCUGAUUAUACAGACAGCUCCGAGGACGAGUUUGAGGAUGUCCCAGAUAGGUCUUCAACUGACGAUGGCCCCGAUUUCAGAAACCAUAGCUUCGCAGCUCCAACUAAAGCUAGUACAUUUUCUCAUCCUCCUCCAAUACCAACCCAGUUGCCUUCUAUGCCAUCUAGGGUAUCAACAUCGAGCUCAAUUGGCCGGGGCUCCGUGGAUAGCGGACGGAGGUCAAAUGAGUUGGGACGUUCGAAGUCUGUGAAAGAGGGAAAAAAUGAUCAAGUUCAAGCUGAGGCCCAUCUUGUUGGUUUGCAACACGAGCUUGGUUCCUUAACCGAAAGCACAGGAUGGUGGGUCAAGAACGAAAUCCCUGAUGUAUUGCAGUCGAAGGUUGGCAGUGACUUAAUCUUCGAGGUUGACACUAACUCAAUCACUAAGAGAGGGAAUAAGACGUUGGUCUACAAAGAUUACUAUAUUCUAUUCCAUGAUAUGUCGCAGAUUGUUGUUGAACUUGUGUUCAACUCUGACGAUCCAAGAUCAACUGCAAAGGUGAUUGACAUGACGGUUGUCGACACUUCAAAUAGUCGGAGGGACAUCCUCCACAAGUAUAACGCUCUCUACGGAAAUGACGUUGUGGGUUUCGCUCAAAGACUUGUGGGCACGAAAGUACCAACGGGAUUGGUUCUUAGUGUCUUCGGCCAACUUUACCAAAAGUUUCCCAAUUUGUUAUUACCAAUUGGCGAUAAGUCGUUUGGUGCGACUAUUUACAAGAACUUUAACCAUAACGUUGUGAAAUUCGACGAUAUCAGACCAGGAGAUAUUUUGUGCAUGAAGAAUGCCAAGUUUACAAGCCAUAAGGGUUUGGGCGGGCUUGGUAACAAGAGUAUUGUUGUCGGAGAUGGACGGGAUAUUUACUCUGCAGUUAUUACUGAGUUUGACAGUAAAAAGGAGAAGAUCCGAGUUCUUGAGACUGACCACAGUGGGGUGGUGAGAAAAGAGAGCUACAAAAUCGGCGACAUGAAGAGCGGACGCAUUCGGGUUUUCCGGUUUGUGGAUCGGGCAUUCAUAGGAUGGUAA
Molecule: messenger RNA, 3096 nt
Organism: Sungouiella intermedia
Lineage: Eukaryota; Fungi; Ascomycota; Pichiomycetes; Serinales; Metschnikowiaceae
Source: the annotation of a GenBank genome assembly